Molecule: messenger RNA, 2788 nt
Organism: Amblyraja radiata (thorny skate)
Lineage: Eukaryota; Metazoa; Chordata; Chondrichthyes; Rajiformes; Rajidae
Gene: styxl1
Product: serine/threonine/tyrosine interacting-like 1
Exons: 8
Coding region: 122-1003 (293 amino acids)
Biological process (GO): protein dephosphorylation; negative regulation of cytoplasmic stress granule assembly; positive regulation of intrinsic apoptotic signaling pathway
Cellular component (GO): mitochondrion
Molecular function (GO): pseudophosphatase activity; protein phosphatase inhibitor activity; protein phosphatase binding
Source: RefSeq, a predicted model, not a curated record
UAACUAAGGAAGCCCUGGGCUGUGGAGUGUGGAUCAAAGAUCCUAUAGCGAGGGUGGAUCAAGCUGGAGUGUUGGAAGGAUUUAGUAGGCACCAACCCAAGACUUGUUGAUAACCCUUGUCAUGAAAAAUAUUAUAUUUUGUGAUGCAACAGAGCUCUAUAAUAUGCUGAAUCAAAGCACAAGGUAUUCCAGGCUGACAGACCCAAUUUAUCUCUAUUUAAUUGAUGUACGGACCAAAUAUCAAUAUGAUGAAAGCCAUGUGAUAACAGCCAAGAGAGCAAAAAAGGACAAGUAUGAAAAUUAUUUGUUGCCAGAAGAUGUAGAGCUUGAGUGUGUUAAGUAUUGUGUGGUUUAUGAUGGGCACACAUCCUCACUGAACGCAUCAGGUCAUGCAAUGCAAUAUGCAAAGCUUUUGGAAGAUGUCUGCCGAUAUCCAAUUAGAGUCCUAAAUGGUGGAUAUGAAUUUUUCUCUGCUUGCUAUCCAUUCUUCAGGACACAGAAAAUAUUUUACAUGCCACAGGAGUUGGAUGCCUUUGAGCCCUAUCCAAUUGAGAUAUUGCCAGCCAAACUUUACAUGGGCGACUACAAACAAUCCUGUAACAAACAAGUCCGGAAAGAUCUGAAGAUCAAAGCAUAUGUCAACCUCUGCCACGAGAAAGAGAUAGACUUGGAAGAAGAUGAACCCAUUUCAGUUUUACACAUAACUUCUUCAAAUUCCACCGAUUUCUCUGCCCAUUUUCCAAUGAUCUGUAAUUUUCUCGAUGAGCAUUUGAGUAAAGGUGUUGUGUGCGUAGUCUCCACAAAAGGUAUAAGUCGCUGUUGUACUGCAGUGAUGGCCUACCUCAUUCAUUCUCAGAGGCUUCCACUGAAGGAUAUAUGGGAAUACGUAGAGACGUGUAAAGCAACCAUUCGGCCACAUCGUAAUUUUGUACAUCAACUUUCCGCAUGGGAGGAAUUUAUCCUAAAGGAAAAGAUCACCGAUGUCUCUGAUCCUUAUUACUGAAAUAGUAGACUGCUAUUGUCAAAACAAGACUUGGAAAUAUUUCUGUUUUUUUUAAAUGAGUCAAUGAUUUAAUAGCUCAAAAAGUACCAAUAUUAUCUAAUUUAUAAUGCAGCUGUAAUUUAAAUUCCCUUCAUAAUUUCUAAUUGUAUUGUCACUUAUGACCAGUUUAUUGUUAUUUGAAUUUACAUAUUUACUGCAGAUUUUACAGUUUAAAAGAGUGGUUAACAAAAGGCAUAUCUUAUUCAAUGUCAACAUGUUACGUACAACUGCAGUGAGCAAGGUCUAUUCAAUAUUUAAUCUCCCUGACAUUCCAUACAUCCAUAAGUAUUUUGGUGAGGUAUUUCAGCAGGUGUGGGAUAUCACACCCAAACUGGGGCACGCACUGCUUGCUACGAGUCUUUCUCUGAUAUUGGAACUCUUACAUUAAAGUUUACCAGCCUCUGAUUCUUAGUAGAAAAUAAAAGCAACUUGGAGGUCCACCUGCCAACAACCUGUUGAAGCACAAUACCCGGCCAUUGUCCAUGUUGCACUUCUCGACACCGGACCCUGGUCACUAUCCAGCAUAUCCUUCCCAACUACAGCAUCUGGUUGCUGUCCAGGUCACCCUUCCUGACUACGAGAUCUAGUCACUGUUGUCUUUCCCGACUCACGACCCUGAUGGCUAAGAGAUGUUUUUUUCAGUGAAGCUGUGCCAGCUGUUAAUGCAGCUGCCUCUUUGCACUUUUGUUGAGUUUAACAUUUAGCCUAAGCAAGCAGGAAUUCAAGUCAAACUACAUGACCCAGCAACACUUUUAAUACAUCAUGUAACCAUAAUUUCAAAUGGGAAAAUGGAGUCUCAAUUCUUUUUUCAGUUACAUUUUGUGCCUGACAAUGCAACGUUCCCCAGCUAUCUCUUCUGACUGCUCAAUCUUUAUUUAAUUUGUUUGUGGUAAAAGCCAGAGUAAAUUACACAACAGUUACAAAGUUGUUAUACUAUAGAGACAUGGAGCACAGAAACAGGCACUUUGGCCCACCAAGUCCACGCCUACCAUCAAGCUCCCAUUAAUCCUACACUGAUCCUAUUGUAUUCUUCUUUACUAACACUUACCUAAACGCAAGUGGCAACUAUAUUGGCCAAUUAUCCUAUUGAUGCAUUAGUCCUUGGGAUGCAGGAGGAAACCCACAUGAUCACCUGUGUGAAGUGCAAACUCCACACAGACAGCAUCAGAUGUCGGAAUUGAACCUGAGUUCCUGAAGCUGUGAGGCAGCAGCUCUCCCAUCUGUCCCACUUCGUCAGCCACGAUACCAUUCUGUAAAUACACUGAUUCUAGAUGCAUUGUGGUGUUUUGAUUGAAACGUCUCUGAGUUUGUCUGCAUUUUUGAAGAGCUGUUUAAUAUCUGUUUCAUAUCAGCAAUGAUUUGAUCAUUAGCUUUUGUGAUGAUUUGGGGAAUUAAUCCCGACUUUCUGGAAUCCAGCCUGUCAGAUUCUUUGGGUAGUCAAAAGAUAGAGAUUCAAUAAAGAGAAAUAAAUAAUCUUAUUAAAUACACAUCAGCCCUCUCAAUCUUUCCUAUCACAAUGUGUAAAUCACACAGUACUCGAUACUGAGGGUCUGAAGAAAGGUCCCAAGCCGAAAUAUUGUAUGUCCAUUUCCCUCCACAGGAAAGGAAUGUUUAUUGGCAGGUGACAACCUAGAAACCUGCAGGAGGAGGGUGGUCAACUGUACUUACAUUCAUGGGAUUGGCAGGCCAAACAAUAAAGAUGUUUGUGGCUCACAUACCUGGAAAUUGAUCAAAAUUUAAUAACCC